UUCCUAUCUUCUAAACAGAUUGACUUGGUAAUCUUAGAAUGGAGUCCAUACCAACAACACCUGUUGAGGGAAUGCCAUCGCAAAAAGAUAAGUGGCAUACAAUAAAUCUAAACUCUGAGGUAGACAAUGAUGCUUCCGCCGAUUUCGAGACAGCUGUUAAGGCCUGUGGUUUUGGACGUUUCAAUAUUCUACUGUUAUGUGUAAGUAUUCCAGCCAUUAUGGCAUGUGUUUUUGAAACAGCUGUGAUGUCAUAUAUCCUGCCCAGCGCUGAAUGUGAUUUGAGUUUAGAUUUGGUGGACAAGGGAAUUCUUAAUGCUAUAGCGUAUGCCGGCAUGAUUGUAUCCGCUAUUGGUUGGGGUUAUCUGGCCGAUAGGAAAGGACGUAGAAAUUUACUUAUCUUUGGCUAUUUAAUGGAUGGCCUUUGUGUUCUGUGCGCUGCCAUAAGUCAGAGUAUUGUGCAACUAAUGGUGGCGAAAUUUUUUGGUGGAUUCGUCAUAAGUGGUCCUUUUGCAAUUUUGAUGUCAUAUUUAGCAGAAUUCCAUGACUCUAACCAUCGUUCCCAUAUUAUGAUGAUUGUUGGCAUAAUGUUUGCAACUGCAAAUAUCAGUCUACCCGUAUUGGCACUUUUAAUUUUACCAAACGAUUGGAAUUUUGAGAUAUUCAAUAUGAAUUUUGUUGCUUGGAAGGUGUUUGUGGCAGUGAGUGCCAUACCAAGUAUACUGUCAACAAUUCUUUUCGGUAUGUUUCCAGAGAGUCCACGUUUCCUAAUGUCUCAGGGAAGGAAUGAUGAGGCAAUGGAGACAUUUAAGAAAAUGUAUGCCCUUAAUACAGGAAAAUUAAAAGAGACAUAUCCGAUUAAAAGUCUAAAUGAGGAAACACAACAAAAAACCCCAAAAAAUAGGAUAGCAACAAUAGCAACUACUAUCACUGAAAUGAAUAAUCCAAAUCCUAACCUUCAGCAUGAAAAUGAUACAUCGGAGGCGAUUAAACAACCGAAUACUUUCAGAGUUCUAUGUUCCAAACCCUACUUGGGUUUAUGCAUUAUGGUUUGCAUCAUGCAAUUCUUUGUCCUGUUGGGUUUGAAUACACUACGUUUGUGGUUACCUCAACUGUUUGCGUCCCUCAAUGAAUAUAAACAUAUCUCAUCAGAAUCUACUAGCAUGUGUACCGUUUUGGAGUACAGUGUCAAUAAAACGGAACUUGUUAAAGAUCCCACGAGCGUUUGUAAUGUGAUAAUAACUCCUGCAUCAUACACAAAUAAUAUUGUGGUGGCAUGUGCAAUGUUCAUUGCAUAUUUAGUAGCUGGAACUUUGAUAAAUGCAUUGGGCACCAAACGCAUACAAGUGAUAGGUUUAGCAGCAGCUGGAACAUGUGGUUGUGCCCUAUAUUGGUCAUAUUCUUCCUUAUCGACACUGAUUAUAUCAUCUCUUUAUGUUGCCUUCGGUAGUAUGGCCAAUACAUCUGUUAUUGGUUCUUCAGUCAAUUUGUUUCCAACAUCAUUGAGAACAAUGAUUGUUUCCCUGACAUUGAUGGUCGGUCGCACUGGUUCAAUAUUUGGCAAUAUUCUGUUUCCAAUUUUCAUGUCAUUUGGUUGUAUACCACCUUUUAUUAUGUUUGGAGUAGUUAUGUUUCUUGGAGUCGUGCUGGCGGCAUCUUUGCCAAAUUCACAUAAAGUCGAUCUUAAGUAG
Stomoxys calcitrans (stable fly) is the source of this 1688-nucleotide messenger RNA. RefSeq names its product synaptic vesicle glycoprotein 2C. The coding region runs from base 39 to 1688 and encodes 549 amino acids. Gene Ontology annotation, biological process: transmembrane transport. Gene Ontology annotation, molecular function: transmembrane transporter activity. The record is from RefSeq and is a predicted model, not a curated record. The transcript has 11 exons. NCBI's taxonomy places the organism in Eukaryota, Metazoa, Arthropoda, Insecta, Diptera, Muscidae.